AUGCAGUUGCUCACUCUCGUUCAAUCGUCACCUUUCGCUCCUUCCGCCAGCGACGGACACCCAAACUGGCUCGACUCUACUGACAGCCCCACUUUCGACUGGUGGCCUGAUGUCGCCCGUCAGAUCAAAAGCACAAACUUCAUCGAAUAUCACGCCAUUCGCGUUUUCAUAAACUCUCGCAAUCUUAACCAGCGAGCGCGUUCAUCCGACGUCUCCACCACGUCGGGGCCUGGUUUCCGGCGUGUUUAUGUCGCGGGCCAUCCCAUUGAAGGCGGCGACGUCUGUGCCAAGUUGAACAACUUUGCAGACGGUCUUCUGCGUGAAGGCGACUUUAUAUCCAUGUGGAUGGGCCGCCGCUCUGGCCCUCGGCGCGAGUGGAUAGAGCGCGUUGGGCAGGUGGUUCGCUUCCGGGUCCUCUGGCAAACCCAUAUCACGGCCGAGGUCCACGCUUCACACGGCAGUCGACACUUCACGGUGUUCCUCACCUUCCGCAUUUGCGACAUCUUGCCGCCGUCUGCCAUUGCUUCUUCGGCAUGGAAGCGGGCUGCAGCCGCCUGCGAGCAAUACAUCGAACGACCUUGCGGCUUCCAGCAUACCCCGCUUCCUCCUCCUCCCCCACAAGCCCCACAGCCGGCCGUACCCUCUGUCCCCGAUGAUAUGUUUGUUCUCGCAGGAGACCUCUUUGACAUGGAAGCGUUUGGUGUUGCGCCUGCGUCUCUGCCACUCUAA
Phanerochaete carnosa HHB-10118-sp is the source of this 729-nucleotide messenger RNA. RefSeq lists its product as uncharacterized. The record is from RefSeq and is a predicted model, not a curated record. Bases 1 to 729 code for a protein of 242 amino acids. NCBI's taxonomy places the organism in Eukaryota, Fungi, Basidiomycota, Agaricomycetes, Polyporales, Phanerochaetaceae. The transcript has a single exon.